GACUUCACCAAACCCAUUCAACAACAAUCCGUCGACAACUCCGGUUGUUUCAUUCCUCAUUCUCCAUUUCCAUAACAACCACAAACAACAACAACAAAAAUAAAACAAUAAUAAUUACACUCAUCUGUCUACAAAUAAACCAGCCAACUCGGAUCUAAAAUCCAGGAUUUUUAUAAAUUUUCGUUUCGAUAAAAGUUCAAGUUUUUUUGUUUGGAGAUGAGUUAUCGCGAAAGCUCAAGCUUCGAUUACGCCCAAAGGAUAUCCGAGGACAUUCUGCAAAGAUACAGACUCACAGAUGUGGAGGAAAUGGAAGAGUACGAGGAGGACUUCUUCGGGAACCGUCUGCACACGGUGUCGCCAUCUAACGGACGAUACAGGAAAUCGUCCGAUUUCUGGGACUCGUACCCUGAGCUAGAUUUUUUCGGGAAUCCCCUGCACGUCUACCCCCCGCGACCCCCAACUUCUCUUGGUAGUACUGCGACGACUUCGUCCAUGGACGCCCUUUGGGACCUGCAUCCUCGCAAGUUGAGCGAGGCCGGACUCAGCAGGCAUUCAGAUAACAGCACUGUGUUGACGGAGGACACGGACAGUUUCAUCAUCGGUCAGAGGGUGUGGGUCGGCGGUUCGAAGCCCGGCCAGAUCGCGUACAUCGGUGAAACGCAGUUCGCCCCGGGCGAAUGGGCUGGAAUCGUUCUGGAUCAACCCAUUGGUAAAAACGAUGGGUCCGUCGGUGGUAUAAGAUACUUCCAGUGCGAAUCGAAGAAAGGUGUCUUCAGCCGUUUGACCCGUCUCACCAGAUACCCGAUGAUCGAUUCUGUGGAUUGCACCACACCAUCACCCACGAACGGCACCAGAAGAAACGUCGUCUCACCAAGCAUGAGCACAAGAUCUGCACUCAGUAAAUAUAUCAAUUUGCAAAGUAAAGAUUUUCGAGAGCAAAAAUUGUCCAUUUUAGGUGUUUCCAACACGAGUUUGGCAUCGACCUUCGUCGACUUCAAAGUCGGCGAACGCGUCAUCAUCAAGUCAAGUCAGGGCUCGAAAAUCGGCACUCUGAGGUACAUGGGUUUCACGUCGUUCGCGAACGGCGAAUGGUGCGGAGUGGAAUUGGACGAGCCGCGCGGUAAAAACGACGGUUCCGUUGAAGGGAAAAGGUAUUUCGAAUGUCGUCCCAAUUACGGUCUAUUCGCGCCCGUCUCGAAGGUGAGCAGAUCACCUUCGAACAGGAAACCGAGAGGCAACUGCGCCCUGCACAAUUCCAGGGAAUCGUUGCUCUCUCUGUCCUCGAUCACGAGUGCCACGUCUACGGCACGAAGGGUAAGACUCGGUGUUACCUCACUAACCCCCAAGGUAGGUUUGCCGUUUGUUUGGUUGGUUUUGCAUUUAGUCUUUAAGUGAUAUGGGCUCAAAUUG
This is a messenger RNA of Nicrophorus vespilloides, 1410 nucleotides long. Its product is annotated as restin homolog. The record is from RefSeq and is a predicted model, not a curated record. The transcript has 8 exons. Gene Ontology annotation, biological process: cytoplasmic microtubule organization. Gene Ontology annotation, molecular function: microtubule plus-end binding. Lineage: Eukaryota; Metazoa; Arthropoda; Insecta; Coleoptera; Silphidae. Gene Ontology annotation, cellular component: nucleus; cytoplasm; microtubule plus-end. Bases 217 to 1395 code for a protein of 392 amino acids.